This is a messenger RNA of Tigriopus californicus, 3364 nucleotides long. RefSeq names its product zinc finger protein 160-like. The coding region runs from base 153 to 2879 and encodes 908 amino acids. The record is from RefSeq and is a predicted model, not a curated record. The transcript has 2 exons. Lineage: Eukaryota; Metazoa; Arthropoda; Copepoda; Harpacticoida; Harpacticidae.
AAAAGCGCCAUUGCGGCCAGAUUAUCGUGUUUUCUUUUCACAUUGAAGCCAUACAUCCAGUUACGUUAGUUUCAAGAUUCAGUGUUCUGGGAGAGUUAAUCCACACUCUACGAACUGAUCCAAUCUUAGUUUUUUCCUUAACCAAAUCAAAGAUGGAGACCCGGUCCCAAGAGGACCAAGAGGACUCUCCCGUGGCCAAGGUGAAGCUCAUCACCGUUUCGUUGGGCCGAUGGCAACUAUUCUUGCCAGAAGAGCCGGAUUUGCACAUCCAUGGCCAGCCCUUCCUGGCCUUGACCAUGAUGUACCAAUCUGAGACGCACGAAUACGUCUGGCGGGUUCUCGGACGACUCGUCGAAGCCGGACAAGUCAGCAGUUAUGGGGAAAUUUUUGACAAAUGUCAUCACUUGUUUAACAGUGGUCAGCCGUGUUUGGGCAGGAAAUCGCCGGAUGCUCAGUUCCCAAUAUCUUGCCAGUUUUCUCCCAAAUGUUCCAUUAUGAUCCCCAAAACCAGUAGUGGAACAGCUUGCUCAGCCUGUUUGCAAUCCUGGAACGAUUCCGUUCAAUCACGGCCAGAUAUUCUAAAUGUGGCCGCAGACGUGAUCUAUGAUGAUGCUUCCAAAACUCUGGCCGCUUUAAGGCAAAGUCAUCCUCGCCAAGAGGUUUGGCCUUGUCACAUGUGCUCGGCCGAAGUGCCCUUGGCUGAUAUGAAAUGUCAUCUGGAAAAGUCGCACUUGUUGAGCCAGUUUGUUUGCUUCCAUUGCGAUGAUCGGUUUGUGGAUGGUAAGGAUCUGUCUUUACACACCCUUCAAAAGCAUCCGGAAAUUCAAGAGCUUUGCUGCCCAUCGUGUCCGGCCAAUAUCCCCAUAGACGGCGACAUUGAUAGCCUCACCAAUCAUUUUCGUCUAUGCUUUGGCCACAUGAGUCGGGUUCGGGAGCAGGAUCUCAGAGGUCGAAUCGUGUUUGAGUGCCAAAUUUGUGAGUCGUUGUUUGAUUCGAAAUUUUUGUUUGAGGAACACAUCACCGAAUGCCUAGCCUCCAAGCCAAGAGCUGAAAUUGGCAGUAAUAGACAACUUAUGAAAAGGGCUUAUCCCACUAAGAAUCCCAUGACUGUAUCUUCCAAGUCAACGGUUGCAUUGCUAUCUAUGCUCAAGAACCAUCAAUCAAAGGACUAUGAGAAUGGUCCAUCCCAAGUUAGCACAUGUUCAGAGUGUUCCAAGAAGAUCAAUGCCAAGUUCUUGUCCCGACAUCUCAUGUUUCAUCACCGUAUCGGGGAUUACAAGUGCAGUUCAUGUUCAUUGACCUUUCGGCGGGCCGAGGAACUUGCUUUUCAUGCCUCUCACGCUCACCCUUUCCAUACGUAUCAAUUUUGUCCAAAUUGUAACAAGAAAGUGGUCACUUGCGAUGAAAGACAAAGUCUCAUUGAUCAUGUGGAAACUUGUCAUAAAAUCAUAUUCUUGCCCAAUAUGAAAGGUGAGCGUGUGCCGUUUGCGGGCACCAUUUGCGCAGAUUGUGGGCACAUUUAUCGCAAUAAGGCCGACCAGGAUCGACAUCAAUUUCACGGUUGCAACCUAGGAGUGUUCCCAAUAAAACGAAGAAAAUUAGGGCCCGACUCAUCAAAACCGCAAUAUCCAUCCUUGCAUCAAAAUGACACUUUUCAUGUAAAUAUUGAGCCCUGUCCCAAUUUGGACCCUUUAAAAGAAGUGGACGAGGAACACUCUAUCUUCCUGAAAUCGGAACCAAUUGAUGUAACUGAUGACCUGGUAGGUGCAGUCAAGGAGGAGCCUCCCCCUCAGCAUUCGACCCAAGAUCCAUUUGUGCCAAAUGAACGAACCCAAGUAGUGACUCUCUCACGUGAAGCUCUAGUGCUUCAAAAACGAGGACCCGUUGCUCCCUCAGGGUCAGCGUCAUCGGCGAGGGUUGAGUGCCGCAUUUGCUUCAGGAAGCUGACCUCCCGAAUCUUACCCAAGCACAAAAUGUUUCGCCACAAACUGGGCCAAUUCGCUUGUUCAAAAUGCUGUGUCACAUUCGAGACCGCGGGACAAUUGACGGAGCAUGCCACCGCCGUGCAUCCCGAGGCGUCCGAGUUGCAAUGUCCUAAUUGCAAGCGAAACAUUGCCAUUGGAAUCGACCGGAAAGGCCUUGAGAACCACAUUGACACUUGUCAUAAGCUCAAAUUUCUUUGGGAUCACGAGGCCCACGGACAUAUUCAGUACGUUGGGCGUGGUUGCAUGGACUGCGGGGCAAGUUUUCGAAACGUGGAACAACUGAAGGUUCAUGAAGAAAAGGAUGUUUGCGCUUCUGGCGAGGAUGCAUCAGAGCGACGGAAACGAUACGUUCAAGAUUUAAUCCAAGGACGGAAACGGGAGCGGGAAUCGUCUUUACCCCAUCUAAUCUGCGACCAUUGUGGUGACACAUUCGUUGAUGAGGUAAAGCUGAAGUAUCACCAAAGAAGUCGACAUUCCGUCAAUCCGCUCGUGUGUAGUUCUUGCGCUAAGGAAUUUUCGAAUAAGACCAAGCUCCAGUAUCACUUCAAUCGUUAUCAUUCGACAUGUGACGAGUUCGAUUGCAAAGAUUGUUCAUUCAGAGGAGGCAGUGUUGCUUCUCUCAGAGAUCACCGAUUGAUUCACGGACCCCCAACAUUUAUGUGCCCCACGUGUGGGAAGAGGUUUAAAUUAUCCCACAAUUUGACACUUCACAUGCGGAUUCAUACUGGAGAGAAGCCUUACAAGUGUGAUUUAUGCGACUAUAAGACUGCUAUUGGAUGUAACCUAGCAUCCCAUAAGAAAUUUGUUCACGAAAAACUACCCAGAGGAAAGAAAACCGCGAAUGAAAACUUACGGAACAAGACCAAGAAGAAGCUAAGGAGUUCAGACUUAUGAAAGUCAAACGAGUUUAGAUCUGAAAUUAUGUCAUUGAAGAACAAGAAGCAGUAUAAUUGCAAUAAUGGCCGUCAGAGAGCAUUAAAACAAUAAUGACUCGUCGACAGGAACUAAGAACUAGAGACGGCCAAAAUAUGCAAAAAGGUCCAUUUCAUGAACCAAAAUAUGCAUGAAAGCCAGUCAAAAUAAGGUUCUGCAUGUUGUUAUACAUAUUUUAGGUUUUAGCACAUAUUUGUAUGCUUAACUUGACCUGCUUUCGUGCAUAUUCUGUGUCAUAGAAUGUUCCUUUUUUUGCUUAUUUUGGCCGUCUCUAAAUUGAUGUAUAAAAAUUUAUUUUCAAUCUCUUCCAGUGCCAAUGGUCAGAUCGUUUCACAUUGUCUGACGUAGUUAAGAAACUUGAAAUCUCUAUGAAACAUACAGCAAAACCAAGCUAAAGAGACUUCCGACUUGGAGUGCAAAAAUAAAUUUUAUGUCAAAAGAACCAA